AUGUUUCAAUCGCUCCGAUUACCCCCUAGAGGCAUUGAUAUAGCUCAAGGCAAAGGCAAAUACUUGAUGCAACACAGGGGGUGCUCUAUCCUAAAAGGAGCCGAUGAUAUGGUGAUUUUUCACGAGCUCUUCUGGAGAUUACGACCAGCUACGGUAAUUGAGCUGGGCACAUUUACUGGAGGAUCUGCAGUGUGGAUGGCGGAUAUGCUGCGACUCAUGGAGGUAGACAGUACCAUUUAUUCCAUGGACAUCGAACUGUCUAAUCUGGAAGAGAGAGUGAAAGAAAUAAAACCGAGCAAUGUACAUUUCUUUGAGGGGAACAGCUAUGAAAUCGAGAAAACAUUCACUUCUGAAAUGCUCCAAUCUCUUCCCCACCCUUGGCUAGUAAUUGAAGACGCCCACACAAACAUCAAUGGAAUAAUGAACCACUUUGGCUCGUAUAUGAAGACAGGUGACUACUUUAUCAUCAAGGAUGUCCAUCCUAACUUACCCCGUGAUAUCGGUAAAGAUGGAUCCAUUUACGGAGAUGAUUUCGAAACCAUUGGCCCCUCGGCCAUUAUAGAAAUGAAGAAGUUUCUCAGCCAACAUGCUAACGAAUAUGCAGUAGAUUCAUUUUAUACUGAUUUCUUUGGUUACAAUGGAACAUGGAAUAUGCACGGAUAUAUUAGAAAAAUGUAA
Molecule: messenger RNA, 678 nt
Organism: Halichondria panicea
Lineage: Eukaryota; Metazoa; Porifera; Demospongiae; Suberitida; Halichondriidae
Product: rhamnosyl O-methyltransferase-like
Exons: 2
Coding region: 1-678 (225 amino acids)
Biological process (GO): DIM/DIP cell wall layer assembly; lipid biosynthetic process
Cellular component (GO): plasma membrane
Molecular function (GO): methyltransferase activity
Source: RefSeq, a predicted model, not a curated record